Gongylonema pulchrum is the source of this 1557-nucleotide messenger RNA. The record is from the annotation of a GenBank genome assembly. NCBI's taxonomy places the organism in Eukaryota, Metazoa, Nematoda, Chromadorea, Rhabditida, Gongylonematidae.
GCAGCCAAUGAUAUGUCGGAGCGGUUGCUUGCAAAAAUAAAGGAGUUAGGUGCGAAGGGAAGCAGAGAAUCAAUCCUGCUGCUUGAACGGCAACUGGAGAAAAGCUUCAAAUUGUACCGAGUACCUCUCAUCCGUCCUUUUGUGCUCGAAACGCUCAAGCAGCUUCCAAGAGUUCCUGACAGGUAUCUGAAGGUAAUUGUGAGCGAUCGAGAAUUUUACAAUUGCUGUGCUGUGACAGUCCGGCAACAGAUCUGGCUCAAAAAUGAUGCGCUUUAUGUGGAUGCACUAAUUCCGAUUCUGGAUUCUUAUAUUGACGCAAAACGAAAAGUUAUGCACACCCUCAUGUCAAUGGUCGGACCACACCAGCCGUUAUAUCAACGAUUGAACGAUGUGAUCCGUGAGCGAUAUUUGAAGACAGCCGAUGGAUUAUACUGUUCGUUGAGGAUGGAACUGGCAAUGUCCGCGCAUGAUUUCAAUCUUGAAUCGAUCAUACGAUCAGAUCCUUGUCACGAUCUCGCCCGAUGCCUUGAUGCAUGUGUUAGGGACAAGCAUCUGGACGCACAACAGACCAGCAAAUUGAAGAAUAUAUUAGAAUCGACAAAAAAGUCAAAGCCUGAGGUGAUCGGUGAUUUGGCAAUGAUCGCUGGUGAUGCGCACGUUAUACAUUUUCUCUGUUCAAUGUCUGUGAAGGUUUUGCGAGAUGCAGUGGCACAUGCUACUGGACAAUUGCCGCGGGACUUAAUUCCUUUACAGCUUCUCCUGAGAAUGUUAACAUUCGGAGCGUCAGCCCAUCACAUUUUGUCAACAAAUAACCUAGCUGCAUUGCAAAAUGUCGAUUCGCUUAUUUUCACGAAAUUUCUCGCUGCUUUUAGUAUUCUCAUCCUGGAAGAUUUGCUACGAUAUGAACUUGCGAGGGCACCAGAUGAAAUUGUUGACGAGAAUCCUCCAAGUGAUUUCUUGUCGGAUCCAUCCGAUGAGAUUAUGAGCUUUCUCAAAACGGAUAUCUCGUGUGCCCUCCUUUGGAUCCAUUAUCUUUUGGAUGUUUUCCCGAGUAAACGCCGUGCUGCCGAUUUGCCGGGCAUUAUGAGAUACCUAAAAGCAUUACCUCGUCUCAAAGACAAGAUAGCAUACUGCGAUCCAUGGGCACACGUUAUAAUUCAUCGUUUACUACAAUCAACACCUUUUGAUAACUUACUCUCAACCGAACAGUACUGUCAAGGAGUGAAGUACCAUCUGCUUCGGAUCGUGCACCUUUUAUGGCCUUGCAUUGGGGAUUUUCGAUGCCGGCUGAUUCUGGACAAGAUUUCUCCAGAGAAUGUUUUCGAGCCAAAUGUAUCGGAAGAAGAUGCGGAUGUGAAGCGUUAUACUCAGGAGUAUCAGCGAAUCCGAGCUAAAACGGCAGAAAAAAGUGCAGCUAGCGAAGGUCCAAAGAAUCUGCCAUCUGGAGACAAAACGCCAUCGGUUCCGACUACUACCGCUGCUGCUGCUGCUGCUGCUGGUGCUGUGAACCCUGUGGAGUCGAUUCCUGUUGAUAUCAGUGAAAGUACAAAAAAAUGA